AUGAGUUACCAAAAUCGAGUUGAUGCCGCUCAGAUGGAGUUAACGAGGUUGACUUGUGAAGCAAACUCUCUGCUAUCUUCAGUUGAGCAGAGGAAACGUGAGAUAGACAACGAAGAAAGGAAACUACAGAAAGCAAAUCUUUCUCAGCAGCAGCUUGUCGAGCUCAAUAAACAAAUCAGUAGUGUUGAGUCAUUACUAUCGGAACUGCCGGUCAUUGACGAGGAACGAACCGAAGACUUGCGGAGCCAGCGACAAGUGCUUCAGAAGGAGGUUGAUGUUUUGAAAGAACAGUGCCGGAUGGCGGAAAAGUUUGCUGAAACUGAAGGUGUCAUUGAAAGAAAGAGGGCACAAAGGGACGAAGUUAAGCGAGAACUGGAUACGCUCAUGAAGAAGCAUUCUGAUACAUUAAGUGUCGAAUUCGGAAGCGUUAUCGAAGGUCCCUGGAGUGUUGCGGUGAACGCCAAAUUAAAGUCCGAGGAAGAGUCGAACGCAUCCAUGGAAAACGACCUGAGGACGAAGGAAAGAGAUCUUGAUCGAAUAAGUCAAUCUCUGCAGCAAGCCAUCAAUACAGAAAAGCAACUUGUUGGCGAAGUAGAACAACUGCGGGAGAAAAUAUCCGAGCUCUGCGAAUGUGCUCCUCAAGAUGUUGGCGAUAAUCUAUCAGAGACACGUCUUCUACUCUCGAAAUCGAGAAGGGAGCUCGCUGCUCUGCGAACUAAAGCAACGCUGUAUGAGUCUUGGAGUGAGGAGGUGACAAAGCGUUCUUGUUGUCCACUUUGUGAGCGUCGCUUCACUUCGAAAACAGGUGCUAUUGAAUUAUCAGGAAAGCUGUUGGAUAUGAGUCUAGCGGUUCCUGACGAUAUUGAGCGACUAGAGCGACAAGUUCAAGAGGCAGAGGAAAAGGAGAGGCGGCUUGCCAGUGCGCUUAUUCAUGUUGAACAGUGCAAGAAAAUAAUGGAUGGUAAGGUGAAAGUCGUGAGAAAGGAGGUUAGUGACUACAACAAAGAAGAAGAGUCUCUCACUGAAGAGCUGGAAAGGCUCCGAACGGCUUAUGCGGCUGAAAGUUCUUCUUUCAAGCGCUUGCUAGAUGUUAAGGCGGAUGUGUCCUUGAUGGACUCACUACUGACCACAGUACGAUCACUCAGUGAGCAAAUCGAUGAGCUUUCUAAAGAUCUAGGUAGUAAUCCGACCGAUGUUUCAUUAUCGACAAUGAAGAAGGAGCUGACUGAAAAAGAAGAAAGCAUUUCUUCUUUGAGCAGUCAAAUAGAAAACUUCCAUCUUGCCUUAUCGGAAAGGAAUCGAUUGACUUCUAAGGUGAGGUUUGCCUGUGAUGAAGAAACAGCUGAUCUUGUACAAUAUCCCCGAAAAGCAAUUGCAUUUAUUCGAUAUCUGCAAAAGCCUUAA
Messenger RNA from Cooperia oncophora, 1404 nucleotides. The record is from the annotation of a GenBank genome assembly. NCBI's taxonomy places the organism in Eukaryota, Metazoa, Nematoda, Chromadorea, Rhabditida, Trichostrongylidae.